AUGGCCUCCCAAGAGAGGAGCAUGCCAUUCAUCAAGAACCUCGCCUCGAGCGACCGUAAAACCCGCACCUCGGCCCUCUCCUCACUACACACCUUCCUGUCAGCCCGACAGAUCUCGUCGUCCCUCAGCGCGGUGGACGUGCUCAAGCUGUGGAAGGGUCUAUUCUACGCGCUAUGGAUGUGCGACCGCCCCUUGCCCCAACAAGCGCUCUGCGCCGAGCUGGCCGAUCUGGUUUUCAUCCUCCCCUCGCGCGCGGCCGUCGUGACCUGGUUGCGCGGGUUCUGGGCCACGCUCGCGCGCGAGUGGACGGGCAUCGACGUGCUCCGUCUCGAGAAGUUCCUGCUGCUUGUCCGCAGGGUCGUCGGGGCCGGGUUUAAGUGGAUGAGGAAGGAGGCUGGUACUGGGGCUGGUACUGCUGGGAAUAAUAGGACGACAGGGGAUGAGGGUGAUGGUAAGGGGCGGGGUGGGAAUUGGGAUGCGGAGAGGGUGGACGAUAUCCUAGGGCUUUUGGAGGAGUGGCCCUUUGCGCUUGCCGAUGAAGCGCAGAUUGCUGGACAACAGGGGAGUGCCGAGGGCGACGGGCAAAUACCGCAAACGAUACCGGCCGGGCUGAGGUUGCACGUACUGGAUAUUUGGGUCGAUGAGGCGGAGAAGGUGGGCUUGCUGGAGGAGGGGGACGAGGAGGCGAGCAGGAUUAUCCAGAGGAUCAUCGGGCAAGUGGACGCGCUGGAGCAAGCGACGACGAGGCCGGCUGUGCGGGUCAGGUCAAAGGAGUCCCUCUCCGACGAGCGGCUUCCGGGGAACAGAAAGCCCCUCGCGGAGGCAGGGAUUGGGAAGGACAUGGACGACGGUCCCGGUGACAGUGGCAGCUGGGAUGGGUUUGAGGACUAG
This is a messenger RNA of Canariomyces notabilis, 891 nucleotides long. RefSeq lists its product as uncharacterized. Bases 1 to 891 code for a protein of 296 amino acids. NCBI's taxonomy places the organism in Eukaryota, Fungi, Ascomycota, Sordariomycetes, Sordariales, Chaetomiaceae. Gene Ontology annotation, cellular component: preribosome, small subunit precursor; nucleus. The transcript is spliced from 2 exons. The record is from RefSeq and is a predicted model, not a curated record. Gene Ontology annotation, biological process: rRNA processing.